Molecule: messenger RNA, 3000 nt
Organism: Asterias rubens (European starfish)
Lineage: Eukaryota; Metazoa; Echinodermata; Asteroidea; Forcipulatida; Asteriidae
Product: meiosis-specific nuclear structural protein 1-like
Exons: 8
Coding region: 192-1688 (498 amino acids)
Biological process (GO): cilium organization
Cellular component (GO): motile cilium
Source: RefSeq, a predicted model, not a curated record
AACAACGUAUGCAAAACCGCCUUAUGCCUUUUCGAAUGGUUUUUGUGUGUCGGCCAUUGUAAAUGAGUUUUUCAUUCUAAAGUGACUGAAGUUAAAUUGCAAUCUGAGGUUAACCGGUUCAACCCUCAACCCUUUGUCGAAGAGAAAACGUACACAUUUCUGAGUAGUAUUUAAUAACUAAAUUGACAGCCAUGGCUAUGGUACGACGUAACCUGACCCAUGCUCAGCAGGAGCGACAGAUGAUAGAGAACAGGCGCAAAGAAGACCUCCGUGAAGAUCAUGUCAAACGACUACACAAGGAGAAACUCUUUGAGGCAAAUAUGGCCAGCGAAGAUCGAGUCGAAACAAAGAGAUACAUUCGUGAACAUCAGAAACAACAGAAAGAGAUGGAAAUGUUGCAUUUAACUACUAAGACCCAGGAGAUGAGAAUGCAGAAGGAGGCUCAGAUGGAACAAGAGGAGCGCCUAGCCAGGGCGAUGGAAUCAUUCAAACUGGAGGAGCAGCGAGAUCGCCAGAUGCGUCAACAGAUCAGAGAGAACUGCGUUGAGAUCCGAGAGCUUGAAGCCAAACUAAAGGCUGGGUACAUGAACCGUGAACGAGCUGCACAGAUCGCAGAGAAGGAGGCCGUCAAGUACGAGAAAACGGCAAGGGAUGCCGAGAUUUCACAGAUGAUGAAGCAGGAGUCCCAACGCGCUGAGGAGGAGGAACGCCGCAAGACGGAGGAGCAGUACCACGAGAAGGUCCGCUACCACCAAGAGCUGGAGAAGCAGCUUGAGGAGCAGGAGAAAAAGAGACAGGAGGACUACGAGGAGUUCCUCAAGGAGAAACUCAUGAUCGACGAGAUCGUCCGCAAGAUCCACGAGGAGGAUGAGAGAGAGCGUGAGAUCUACCUAAUGAAGCAGCACGCCACCAAGCGCUACAUCGACGAAUUCAAGCUGGCAAGAGAAGAUUGGAAGAAGAAGGAGAAGGACCGUCUUGAAGAGGAGAACAUGCAGAUCUUGAAGUUUGCAUCGAUGCAGCAAGUCAGAGAGGAAGAGAGGAUGGAGAAUAAGAGAGCGCAGGAAGAGGCAAUGGCCGCUGUCCAGAAGAAUUUGAGCGAAGACAUCGCUCACAAGCGUGCCCAGGAAGAGGAGAUGACCCGGGUAAGACAAGAGCUAUACCUGGAGGAGCAAGAGGAAGCAGAGAGACAGAAAGAACACGCCAAGAUGGAGAAGGAGCUGCGACAGCGUCUGGACCUUCAGCAGACGUACCGGGAGCAGCUGAUGCUGAAAGAGCUUAGGAGACAGGCAGAGGAACAAGAGGAAGAAGAGUUCAAGAAACAGAUGCUUGCAAAGUUUGCCGAGGAUGACCGCAUCGAGCAAAUGAACGCCCAGAAGCGCCGCAUGAAGCAGCUUGAACACAAGAGGGCGGUAGAGGCAUUGAUUGAUGACCGACGUGCCCAGUUCGCCGCCGACAAACAGCGCGACCUGGACAUACGCAAGGAGGAGGAGAUGAUGGAGAGAUUGAGACAGCAGAUCAUCGAAGAGGAGAGACAGAGACUACUCAAGGAGCAUGCCUCCAAGCUGCUCGGAUACCUCCCCAAGGGCGUCAUCAGGGAUGAAAAAGACUUGGAGCUAUUUGACGAUGAGUUCAAGAGAAAAUACACCGAGCGACAACGUGACUUCUUCUCAGACGAAGGAUGGGAAUAAAACCAAAAUAAUGGCUUUCAAAAAAAUAACUUACAAGAAUAUUUCACAAAAUUAUGUCAUGUUGGCAUUUAUAUUAUUAAUGGGGGAAGGUAAGCAAACAAUUAGGGUGAAAAGUGUUAAGGGCAAAUAGGGGUGAUACAUUAGGUAGGCAAAAACAAAUAUUGCAAUAGAUCCCAUGUAUUGGUCACCGCCGAUGAGGUCAAGCAGUGGAAAACAUGCGCGCAUGUAGGCACAGCGCACAACUCUCAGCCAUUGACAAAUUAACCCCAGUGGGGGCACUGUUUUGGGCUUGCGAGUUCAUAUGCAAGGGGUCUAUUGAGUGAACUGACCUUUUCUUCAAAAGUACAUGGUAUUAAAAUUGAACUAAACUAUAAAGAAUUCAAAUGUAUUUAAAUUUUGCUGUACUAUCUGACUAUGGGAAUAAAAGAGUCCCGCUGAAUGGUCUUAUACAGCCGAUGGCAGGGUCACGUUCCAUGAGAUAAAGAACUGAGCCAAUUUGCAUAACCAUGACCCUGUAAUGUUUUAAACUGUUUAAGACCGAGUCAGUUCUCUUUUCUUCCCAUUUAUAAAUUCUCCUUUAAGAGAGAAAUAAUGAUGUUCGAAAAUCUGUAAAACUUUUCUGUUGGAGGCCUAAGUUUUCAAUUCCUGUGAAAUUCUAGGGCUCCGUUUCAAGACAGGUCAGAUUGCAUUCGACUCUCAAUAAUUGUUUGUACAUGUACAUGUACUACCAGAUUUUACACACAUGUACACUGAGUAUUGUAUAUGGUAUGGAUUGCGUUACGUAGAAGUGCCUGUGUAAGCUAGUGAGCUUAUGGAAGUGCCUUUUGGGGGCCUUUGAAACAAUGGAACAAUGGAUUAUUUAGAAAAGGGAAUAACAGAACCACAACAGCAUGACCCCACAGAUAUGACAGACCGAAUCCAUAAGUUUGUGUGGGCCAACACAGGUAUAGCUAUGAGUGCACAUUCGUAGCUCCAGUUUUGUCUUUAUAAGCUAUUUCAAACCGUUCUUAAUGUUCACCUUUAUACCAAUAAUACUGAUAAUAAUAAUAAUAAUAUCGAGGUCUUAAACAGCACACAGUUCUACCAACAAGGUUCUGGCGUUUAGUACAUGUACAUGUGUAUUACAUGUACAUUUAUACAGAGAGAGAGGUUCUUGAAAGUUAUGAAUUGUGAGACCAAAUUACGGAGCACCUUCUAAUGGUUUACAAGGUACUACGGCGCAUUUUAGCAGCCACAGUCGGGAACACUGGGGCGAACCCCUUCUCUUUUUGAUAAGUGCACUGGGUUCUUUUCAAGUGUUAAACAAAACAUG